UUCUCAACGCAAUCAAGAUAAAAAGGGCAACGAAAAAAAGAAGAGGAACGACGCAAAAUCGACCAAUAGCUUCAGUCUAAGAUCGCCUGCCGUCAGCAAACACACGCUUAAAAUGUGGCUCUUCUUCACUAUAGCUACCUCUCUUCUGCAGGUUUAUCUUGUCGAUGGUCAUGGACGGUUAAUGGAUCCACCGGCGAGGAAUGCCAUGUGGAGAUUUGGCUUCCCCAACCCUGUUGAUUACCAGGACAACGAACUUUACUGUGGAGGAUUUUCAGUUCAGUGGUCCUUGAACGGUGGCAAGUGUGGUGUUUGUGGCGAUCGAUGGGACGAUCCAGUACCUCGUCUCCACGAAAGUGGUGGAUUUUAUGAUACUGGCUUGCUUGGCAGGCGCUACACUCCCGGGCAGGUAAUUGAUAUUGAAGUUGAGCUAACGGCAAAUCACAAAGGAUACUUUGAAAUGCGAUUGUGCCCACUAUCAGGCGACCCUACGCUCGCAGAACGCCAAGAAUGUUUCAACAAGUAUCCACUGUAUCUGGAAGGCCAAUCCAGUUACCGUUUUGAAAUUCCUGAAGAUACAAAACGACAAGAAACUUUCAACUACCGUGUGAAACUACCUGAUGGUGUUACGUGCAGUCGCUGUGUCAUCCAGUGGAUUUAUUAUACAGGAAAUACGUGGGACGUAUGCGUAAAUGGAACCGGGGCAGUCGGCUGCGGAAACCAGGAGACGUUCAGAAAUUGCGCAGAUGUGGCCAUCAUAACCAACACGGGAGGUUUUGGACCCGCCGGCGUUGUUCCAGCGGCACCGACAAGCCUUCACGAUAAUCCAUACGCCAUCAAACUGCUUAACGUUACUCAAAAGGGGGUCCAGGAACAAACGCUAGUCGUUCGAUCUCAAGUAUGCAUUGCAAACGACAGCUUUAGGGACAAGAAUCGUUUUGAUUCAUGGUGCAUGGCCAACUGCCUCAAAUAUCCGCCUACAUGUCCAGACAACGUCUGCACAUGCUUGACUGAAUGUGUGCCCACGGGAAACUUUGCGAAAGAACCUGGGGCGGACGUCUACUGCCAUAUCAACUGCUUGCGGUACCCUCCCAGUGAACGUUGCCCGGAAUGGUGUAAAUGCACAUAGGCAUGGAAACUAGCUGAUUAGGCAAGCACUUAAUGAAAAACUCUGCCUUGCUAAGAAACACUGUUUAGAAGACAGAAGCACGAAGAACAAAAAUGAAACAUUCCAUGUUUUGGGGCAUUAUUAAUUGCAACUCUUAAAAGAAAAACCAACUGCAGUUCAUUUGUUUGGUGGUAGACCAUAUACUUAAUUAUGCAAAAGGCUGAGGAAACAAAUAUACAAUUUGAUUGAAA
Daphnia carinata is the source of this 1356-nucleotide messenger RNA. RefSeq lists its product as uncharacterized. NCBI's taxonomy places the organism in Eukaryota, Metazoa, Arthropoda, Branchiopoda, Diplostraca, Daphniidae. The coding region runs from base 113 to 1126 and encodes 337 amino acids. The transcript is spliced from 9 exons. The record is from RefSeq and is a predicted model, not a curated record.